AUUCAAAAUCCUAAGCAAAACACUCUUCUUCUUCUUCGUGUCGACGAGCGGAGCUUUAGCUGUGCAUUGAACGGAGAGGUAAAGGAGCUCAAAUCCAUAACCGGUUGGCUUCACAGCUGAAGAGUUGAAGAGCCUCUGCUGUUUGAGGUUCCGAAGAUGCCUGCGGCAGGAUUCGCGGUGGCUCCCUCGGGAGCCGAGUUCGAGGCUAAGAUCACUCCGAUUGUGGUCAUCUCCUGCAUAAUGGCUGCUACCGGCGGACUCAUGUUCGGCUACGAUGUCGGCGUUUCCGGGGGUGUCACUUCUAUGCCUGAUUUCUUGGAGAAGUUCUUCCCGGUCGUCUACCGUAAAAAGCUGGAUCCCACAAUCAACAGUAAUUACUGCCAGUACGAUAAUCAAGGCCUGCAGCUGUUCACAUCGUCGCUCUAUCUUGCUGGGUUAAUCUCGACUUUCUUUGCGUCAUACACCACCCGAGUCUUAGGCAGGAAACCGAGCAUGCUUAUCGCCGGAAUCUUCUUCAUAGCUGGUGUGGUUCUCAAUUCAGCUGCUCAGGACCUUGCAAUGCUCAUCAUCGGAAGAAUUCUACUGGGUUGUGGUGUCGGUUUCGCCAAUCAGGCUGUUCCGCUGUUCCUUUCGGAAAUCGCACCCACGAGAAUACGUGGAGGACUGAACAUUCUGUUUCAGCUCAAUGUUACCAUUGGGAUUCUUUUCGCCAACCUCGUCAAUUACGGAACUGCCAAGAUUAAAGGAGGCUGGGGAUGGAGGCUCUCGCUGGGGCUUGCCGGCAUUCCUGCUGUUCUCCUGACUGCAGGGGCAAUCUUCGUAAAGGAGACUCCCAAUAGUCUCAUCGAGCGUGGCCGCCAUGAAGAAGGAAAAGCCGUGCUCAGAAAGAUUCGAGGUACCGAUAACAUUGAACCCGAAUUUCUAGAGCUCGUAGAGGCCAGUCGCAUUGCUCAAGAAGUGAAGCACCCAUUCAGAAAUCUCAUGAAGAGGAGGAACCGCCCUCAGUUGGUCAUUGCAAGUGCUAUGCAGAUCUUCCAGCAGUGUACGGGCAUCAACGCCAUCAUGUUCUACGCCCCUGUCCUGUUCCAAACUGUCGGAUUUGGCGAUGAUGCAUCCCUAUACUCUGCUGUCAUAAUAGGAGCAGUCAAUCUGGUCUCCACCUUCGUGUCCAUCUACGCGGUGGACAAAAUCGGUCGGCGAAUGCUCCUGCUAGAGGCCGGCGUCCAAAUGUUCCUCUCCCAGGUCACCAUCGCAAUCAUACUGGGGUUCAAGGUGAAAGACCAUUCCGAGAACCUCAGCCACGGGCUGUCGAUCUUCGUGGUCAUCCUGGUGUGCACGUUCGUCUCAUCAUUCGCAUGGUCGUGGGGUCCACUCGGCUGGCUCGUCCCUUCAGAGAUAUUCCCCUUGGAGACAAGAUCAGCGGGGCAGAGUGUAACAGUGUGCUUCAACUUCCUCUUCACGUUCAUUAUCGCGCAGGCCUUCCUCUCGAUGCUCUGCCACUUCAAGUACGGGAUAUUCCUGUUCUUCUCGGGAUGGGUUUUCGUCAUGUCACUCUUCGUGCUGUUCCUCCUCCCAGAGACGAAGAAUAUUCCGAUAGAGGAGAUCACGGAGAGGGUGUGGACGAAGCACUGGUACUGGAAGAGGUUCAUGGAUGAUGACAAUGUCUACAUCGAGGAGACAGUUAACGGGAACGGAUCGAACAAGGUUAAUGGGAACAGAUCGAACAAGACCGAGCGCAAUAUUAAUCUUCCAACAUUGAAUUUUAAUAUAGAUGUAGGCUUAUAGAUAAAUCCCAACAUUAACGCCGUCCCAAAAAGGAAAAAGGGAAAAAAAAAAAAACAGAGAUUUAUGCCAACAUUGAUGUCUUAGAAUAGAGAAUAGCUAUAGCCAUAUAGUUUGUUACUGUGGAUAUUGUAUGCAUGUUGGUUUUGAAGGUAUGCUGGAAAACGAAAAAUGAAAAUACAGUUUUAAAUUUUUUUUAUAUAUAAAUCUAUUGGCUUGUAAUUUUUUU
Molecule: messenger RNA, 2011 nt
Organism: Punica granatum (pomegranate)
Lineage: Eukaryota; Viridiplantae; Streptophyta; Magnoliopsida; Myrtales; Lythraceae
Source: RefSeq, a predicted model, not a curated record